Molecule: messenger RNA, 1115 nt
Organism: Anisakis simplex (herring worm)
Lineage: Eukaryota; Metazoa; Nematoda; Chromadorea; Rhabditida; Anisakidae
Source: the annotation of a GenBank genome assembly
AGCUAUCGAUAAAAUAUUGUCGAAUGCUAUCACCAAGCAAAGUAAAACGAGAAAUUUUCUCGUCUGAUGAUGAUGGAGACAGCGAAAAUGAGGAGAAUAAAGAAGAUGCACAGCAGAACGAUGUGGAUGAGGAUGAUAAAAUAGAAUUAUUAGAAUUUGAAAGGAACAUCAUGUUGGAUACACUAACCGACGAUGUGUUGUUCAUCUUAGCAAGCGCAUCCGAAUUCAGAGAAACAUUGUACAUGGAAGGAGGUGUUCACUUCAUAACGUCGAGAAUUUUAAUGAUUGUUGUCCAACUUUCAAGAGUCAUUCAUUUUACGAUUGUAUCGAUAAAAGAAAUCCGAUGGAUUUGUGAAAGCGUUCACAAAUAUAUUUUCAGUGAUUAUCCAACUGCACUGAAUUCAAUUGGAUGCCUACAACGUCUAGUGAAUCGGCUGUACGUAAGACGGGUUCGACUGGUGCCUCGAUUCGAUGUUGAUGUGAAACGUAUUCUUGAUAUCUACCCGGGAUCUGGAAAUGAUGACGACGAUGACAUAACAAAUCCAUCAUCUGCUUUAACUGUAUCAAUGCUGGAAGUGCAACUGAAAAUGGAGCAGUUUUCAGCAACCGAUAAACAGCAACGUCUUGCCACUGAUUUGAAACAUUUGCGGAGUCUUCUUCAUUAUGCUGAAGAGCAUGACCCAGCAACGUUGUAUCAUGCAUUAGUGAUGCUGCGUACAGACAAGCAGGAGGUGAUGAGGAAUAGCGGAUGGCUAUUCACACCAACUUCAUCGAAGUUGUUCCUUGAGGCUGAGAAAAUGUGUAAAGUGAAAAAAGAUAAUCAGUUCACAUUGCUUGGUAAAACACCAAUACUGGUGUUGACGGAAAGUUACGAAGUAAGUCGCCAAUUACGCGAUCUGAUCAAAUGGGGUCGAAAGAAGUUCGCAUGGGUUCAGAGGUGUCAAAUAGCCGAGGAUUUACCGUCAGCUAAAGGUGCCGCAAAAGAGCCACAGUCUGCACCAUUAUGGGAUCCUACCCAGAUCACAUUAUUUGUAUCUACACAAGAGGGUGGGGGUCGAGCGGAAAUUGUCGGUGAUGUUCAGGCCGUACAAAAAGUGGCGGCUAGACAAGGUCGA